AUGGAUCCAUAUACUGGUGAAGUUCGGAGACACACUCCUGAACAGGGGUAUGAAACGUGUGAGACUUUCUUUCCACAGCGUCUUCCACAGGCUUUGCUAAACUUAGAUUUUCAGGUUGGUAAAAAUACAGUUUAUUAUGGGUAUGUGAAAGAUAAGGUCUCUCCACAGCUAGCGAUGAACUUGACCGUGCUAUUCUUGAACGUAUGA
Messenger RNA from Phytomonas sp. Hart1, 207 nucleotides. The record is from the annotation of a GenBank genome assembly. Lineage: Eukaryota; Euglenozoa; Kinetoplastea; Trypanosomatida; Trypanosomatidae.